Messenger RNA from Rhagoletis zephyria (snowberry fruit fly), 2025 nucleotides. RefSeq names its product angiotensin-converting enzyme-like. The record is from RefSeq and is a predicted model, not a curated record. NCBI's taxonomy places the organism in Eukaryota, Metazoa, Arthropoda, Insecta, Diptera, Tephritidae. Gene Ontology annotation, molecular function: metallopeptidase activity; peptidyl-dipeptidase activity. Gene Ontology annotation, cellular component: plasma membrane. Gene Ontology annotation, biological process: proteolysis.
UUCAUUUCAGCGUUCUUCGUGAAAGGUGCUCUGAAAAAUUUAUGUUUGAAAAAAUAUGGCGUUGCUUAAGUGGAGCUGGCAGCUCUCAACGCUGCUGAUAACAACAUUCAUCUGCACCGCACACUCUCAACAAAACUACACCGACCCAAAUGAGCAAUUCUCACUCAACGAAGAGGCAGCCCAACAUCUGCUCUCCCAAGUCAACGAUGUCUAUUGGGCCAGCGCUACAGCAUAUCGUCAAUUCGCCGACGACACACUCAGUCCCGAAAUUUUGAUGCGUGAAAAGUUAAGGCCCUUCUAUGAGACCAUGCAAAAAUUCGACUGGCAAAAUUUCGUAGACCCACUACUGAAGCGACAAUUUGAAGUGAUUUUGCGCGGCGCCAAAUAUCCGCCAAUCAAUUAUAAGUUUAAGCGGGCCACACACACGCUAAAGAACAUGCCGCGCAAGAAGUGGGUGUGCAACAUGAAGGAACCCACCCAGUGCAAUAUGGCUUUUGUGCAUCAAAUCAAGUCGAUCUUUACGAAUAGCGACGAUCUGGAUGAAAUUAAAUAUUACUGGAAGGAGUGGCGCAACAACAUGCCCUCUGAAGUUAAGGAGGCGCUGCACUACUACAUCGCUUACUAUCAAAAUAUGAGUACGCCAGAUGUGCAACCAUCAGCUCACUGGUACGAUCAGUAUGAAGAUCCGCAUAUGAUCUAUGAACUGGAGCAACUAAUGGAUGCGCUGCGACCUUUCUAUCGCGAAAUGCAUGCACAUCUGCGCAAUGUGUUGCGGCACAAGUACGGCGACGAUGUGAUACCACCCACUGGGCUCAUACCACACCAUCUCUUGGAGCAGGUUACCUAUCAGGCGUGGAAGAAGGAGACUGUGCUGCAGAAUCCCUUUCCCCAACGCAAACUGCCCAACCUACAGACCGAAUUAGAUGGCGAGGGCCUGCAGCCGUUCGAUUUGGUCAAUAUUAGUGUGCAAUUCUUUAGUUCGCUGGGCUUCAGGAAUCUGACGGACGACUUUAUUCGCGAGCACUUCAUUCAAAUGGACGCCGGCACUGGGGGUCCUGACUGCAAGUCGCGCAUUUUCGAUUUCGGCGAAGUGGAGUUGCACUACUGCCCCAAGGUCUACUACAAGAAGCUGUUGCAAACACACGCCGACAUCGCCGCGGUGCAGUAUGCGAUUGAGAAAAAUAAUUUCCGCGUUGGUCUGAAUCAGGAAGCCUGUCCCGGAUUUGGCGCCGCUUUGGGCGAGGCUGUAAUUUUGUCUGUGUCUAAUCCAAAACACUUACAGCAACGUUUGGGACUCUUGAAGAAUUAUGAGUACGAUGACAUUUUGAACUUGAAUCGCCUGUACCGAAUGGCUGCUCAUACACUGCUUACACUACCUACUUACUUUGUUCACGAAAAACUUUGGGUUGACAUGAUUGAUGGCAGAGUGCAACCGGAACAUUAUAAUUGCCACUAUUGGAAUCUAAUGCAGAAAUAUAUGGGUGUUGAACCGCCAGUAGAAACCAAUGCUGGCGUAUAUGAUAUGCCUUAUAAGUUCUACGAAGGCAUUGUUGAUCAGUUUCGUAGCACAAAAAAAUUGUUUGAUGAAUUUUUGGGCUAUCAAAUUUAUCGCGUCAUCUGCUUGAACAUUGGCGAGUAUGAGCGACGUAAUGCCUACAAGCCAUUGGAUAAUUGCGACUUUUAUGGAAGCAAACAUGCAGGGAAAUUUCUGUACGACAUGAUGAGCGCCGGCUCUUCCAAGCCCUGGCGUGAGGUCAUCAAACCAUUAACCGUAAUUCAUUUGACAAAUAUGACAGCCACAGCAUUCCUGGAGUACUUCGAGCCUCUGAACACAUGGAUCAGCGAUGAUAAUGUGAGCAAGAAUCUGCGGGUCGGCUGGAUGCCAAUCGACAAAUGUAAGCGUGGCACAGCGCCGCUACCGAAUGCCACCAACGUGGCUUAUUGAACAAAAACAAAAGUGAAAGGCGUAAAUGCGUGGCACAUGUCAGCACGUUUCAAACUGUUAUCUGUACAGAAUCUCAAGCA